GAAGUGGGUGCCGGCGGCGCGAUGGCGGCGGAGGGGGACGUGGAGCUGGAGCUGGAGACGGAGCCCAACGGCGGGGGCGGCGGCGGCGAUGGGGCGGGCGGGCGGCAGGCCGAGAAGCCACGGAAGCACGACAGCGGGGCGGCGGACCUGGAGCGCGUCACCGACUACGCGGAGGAGAAGGAGAUUCAGAGCUCCAACCUGGAGACGGCGAUGUCGGUGAUAGGAGACCGGAGGUCCCGGGAGCAGAAGGCGAAGCAGGAGAGGGAGAAGGAACUGGCCAAGGUGACCAUCAAGAAGGAGGACCUGGAGCUGAUCAUGACAGAGAUGGAGAUCUCCCGGGCGGCAGCUGAGCGCAGCCUGCGGGAGCACAUGGGGAACGUGGUGGAGGCCCUCAUCGCCCUCACCAACUGAGUGCCAGCCUGGCACCGCCCUCGCCAGCGGAACACCGGGCCCAGGAUUGCCCCCGCCAGAUGGGCACCGGGCCCAGCACCGUCCUCACCACCGAGUGCUGGGCCAGAACUGGCUCUGCUGCAGCAGGCACGGGGCAGCUGGACUAGGAGUGGUACCAAACCCAAUAAAGGCACUGGUGGGAGCAGGUGUCACA
Molecule: messenger RNA, 604 nt
Organism: Calypte anna (Anna's hummingbird)
Lineage: Eukaryota; Metazoa; Chordata; Aves; Apodiformes; Trochilidae
Gene: HYPK
Product: huntingtin interacting protein K
Exons: 4
Coding region: 22-411 (129 amino acids)
Biological process (GO): negative regulation of apoptotic process; protein stabilization
Source: RefSeq, a predicted model, not a curated record